Molecule: messenger RNA, 879 nt
Organism: Pediculus humanus corporis (human body louse)
Lineage: Eukaryota; Metazoa; Arthropoda; Insecta; Psocodea; Pediculidae
Product: endonuclease III, putative
Exons: 2
Coding region: 1-879 (292 amino acids)
Biological process (GO): base-excision repair; base-excision repair, AP site formation; nucleotide-excision repair
Cellular component (GO): nucleus
Molecular function (GO): DNA binding; oxidized pyrimidine nucleobase lesion DNA N-glycosylase activity; DNA-(apurinic or apyrimidinic site) endonuclease activity
Source: RefSeq, a predicted model, not a curated record
AUGUCAAACUUAAAGAAAAGAUCAGUCACAGACACUGAAGAAGUACAAAAAUGUAAAAAACAGAUAAAAAUAAGUGCUGAUUCUAAAAAAAAAAUAGUAAGCAAUGCUAAAAAAUCACGUUAUUUUAAAAAUUCUCCAAAAGAUAAAAGUUCUUCAGAUUUCGAAGAUUUUGGAAAUCAUUUGGUGGAAUGGAAACCAAACAAUUGGGAAAAAACGUUAAUGAAUAUAAGAGAAAUGCGUAAAGAUAAAAGUGCUCCGGUUGACACAAUGGGUUGUGAUAAGUGUUUAGAUUCUGAAUGUGAACCAAAAGUCAAAAGAUUUCAUGCCUUAGUAUCGUUAAUGUUAUCAAGUCAAACCAAAGAUCAGGUAACAUUUGCUGCCAUGCAGAGGCUAAAAAAUUAUAAGACUGGUCUUACAAUAGAAAGUAUUAUAGAAAUGUCUGAUGAUACAUUAGGUGAACUUAUUUAUCCAGUCGGAUUCUGGAAGCAAAAAACUAAGUACCUUAAACAAACUUGUCAAGUGUUGAAAGAAAAAUUUGAUGGGGACAUACCUAAUACAGUUGAACUAUUAUGUUCUUUACCAGGUGUUGGUCUGAAAAUGGCUCACAUUUGCAUGAAAACAGCAUGGGAUGUAAUCUCUGGAAUAGGAGUGGAUACACAUGUCCAUAGAAUUGCAAACAGAAUCGGUUGGGUUCACAAGCCAACUAAAACUCCAGAAGAAACUAGAAUUUCUUUAGAAUCUUGGUUACCUAAAGAGCUUUGGGAAGAAAUUAAUAAUCUACUCGUCGGCUUCGGGCAACAAAUUUGUAAACCAACUAAGCCUUUGUGCAACAGUUGUAAAAAUCAACCUUUCUGCCCAUAUGCUAAAGCUAAUAAUUAA